AUGAACCGCCUCUUCGGCUCCAAGAAGCCCAAGGAGCCAGCUCCUAGCCUGACUGACAUGGUCGCCUCGGCCGAUUCACGCGCCGAGAGUAUUGAGAAGAAGAUUGCCAAGCUUGACAUUGAGCUCAAUAAGUACAAGAAGCAGAUUCAACAGCUCAAGGGCAAGCCCGGGGAGAAAAUGGUCCGCCAGCGUGCGAUGCGUGUGCUCAAGCAGAAACGCACGUAUGAGAAUCAGCUCGGUCAGGUUCAGCAACAGUCCUUCAACAUGGAGCAGCAAAAUUUUGCCAUUCAGUCGCUGCAGGACACCCAACACACGGUGGCCGCGAUGAAGGAAGGAGCCAAGGCCAUGAAGACCCAGUUCAAGAAGCUUAACGUCAGCCAAAUCGAGGACAUUCAAGACGAGCUUGAAGACCUGAUGGAGGACCAAAACGAGAUUCAGGAGAUUCUUGCUCGCAGUUACGGCAUGGACGAUAUUGAUGAGGGUGACUUGGAUGCUGAGCUGGACAUGUUGGGUGAGCUGGAUGAUUUGGAUUUGGGCGAGGACUUUUCCCUGGACGACAUGGCCUCGGUCCCCACUGCCACGCCCAAUGCCAACCCCGCGAACGGUCAGGCAGAUGCCGUGGGCGUGGACGAAUUUGGCUUGCCUUUGAUUCCAAACUAG
Monosiga brevicollis MX1 is the source of this 660-nucleotide messenger RNA. RefSeq lists its product as uncharacterized. Gene Ontology annotation, cellular component: multivesicular body. NCBI's taxonomy places the organism in Eukaryota, Choanoflagellata, Craspedida, Salpingoecidae. The record is from RefSeq and is a predicted model, not a curated record. The coding region runs from base 1 to 660 and encodes 219 amino acids. The transcript is spliced from 8 exons. Gene Ontology annotation, biological process: vesicle budding from membrane; late endosome to vacuole transport via multivesicular body sorting pathway.